CAGUCCGACUAUCCUAUUUAAUUGGCAAGCUCUUGAGACAAUCUGUUCGCUGGCUCGGAUUUUUCCUUCCAAUAUCCUUAUUUGUUCAGAUUGGGGUCUUGUGCUGGCCCCUUCGAUGAAUUUCACGACGAUCCGCCUCCCCUGAUACCGUCGUCCUGUCGAGCAGUCACAGAAUUGCGAACCCCACCUGGGCUUUUUUUUCUUCCUUCGUCGUCCCCUUGGUCACAGAUAUCUUAGACCGGAUAAUUGAGAGAGCUGCCUGAAGUGAGGCAGAAGGAGAUAAUCAAUAAUGCUUCCCGUGUCGCGACCGGAAGGUCAUAUGAACCUGAACUACAUCCCCACCUCGCAGUCAAUGUCGGGGACGUCCACAGGGAGCAGCUCCCCGAACGAGCUGCCAACCUCCUCUACGAUGAAGUCGUCUUUCGGGCCCGCCAAUGGUCUCACCAGCACUGCUGGUCCGAUCGGAAAUGCGAGGCUAGGGGCUGGAUCCCCGUCUCACGAGCUAGGGGCUCGUCUCUAUUCUAAACGAGCACGCGAGAUCCAAGCACAAGAGGGCGUCUCCCCCAACAUCUGGGGGCCGCCCACCAGCGGCCAUUCGACCCCACUCCGAGAAAACAUUCCCGAGUCUCCGAGCCAAGACGAGUUUCCGGAUCUCAUGCCCGUCUCGGAUGGUGUGAUCAGCAGCCCUGCGCGGAGAGCGCGAGCAGGCACCGUUCCAUCCCGCUUCCCACCAGUCGGGACUCUGAACGGAGUCUCCGUUCAGCAGCCGUUCACGUCCAAGAGCUCCAGGCCGACUCCCUCGACCAGCCCGUUUCGGCCUCCCGGUGUCUCGAGCAUAGACACCGGCAGCAAACCGGCAACCGCCGGCGGCAGCAACCCCACGGCGCUGUCUCGUCUCCGUGCCGGCUCGAUGCCUCAGCGAGCUAGUUUACUCGGCACCUCCAGUCCCUUUGGCCCGUCGCUGUUUUCCACCAGCUGGUCUACAGGUCGGGAACGGGCAACAACUCUGGCAAGCAUCCGUUCCUCUGAAGGCCCUGCUUCACCGAGUCAAUCGUCCUUCUCCAGGGAAGGGCUCGCCGAUACCGAUGUGAGAACACUGGACUACCUGGGCCUGGUAGAGACCCCCCAACAAUCGCUUGCCUCUCUGGCUCGUCCUGUUGACUUGUUGCUUCAACAGCAACAGCAGCAGCAGCAACAACAGCAAGCCUCUGCCCUACCACCAUUGCUUGCCGAGCUGGCGAUGAUGAAGAACAACAGCAGAUUCCGUUCCUACUCUGUCAAUGCCAAGGAAAAGUACGCUGAAGAUGACGAACUUGAAUACGAAAGCCGAUAUUCUCAACUCCCCUCCGGCACCUUGACCCCGUCCGCGGCGGCUACGGCGGCCCAACUGGCCGCCACGCAGGCUCAGAUUCACCAGCAUAACCUUGCCGUCCAGGCGUUUGCUUCUCACGCUUCUGCCAGCCGGCCCCGCGCACGCACUGCCGGUAUUCUGGAAGCCCCUCCCCAACGGUCUUCGAUCCGCAACUACUUGGCAACUCCGUCCCGACUCGAACACAGCAUCAGCGCCGCUGAUCUUCACAUUCCCGAGGGCGCAGAAUAUGACGAACUUUCGGAAGCCGUGCAGAUGUUGCAGCUCGGUGGUCCUGGCGCAUCCAACCUGGGAAUUCGGGGAGGCACCGAGCCCGUGGAUGAGACCAACCAAGAUGGCCCUACUCGUGCAUUGUGGAUCGGUAGCAUCCCCGUCUCCACCACCGUAACCUCCUUGGAGGCGAUCUUUGGGAUGUAUGGCAAGAUCGAGUCAACUCGCGUCCUGACGCAUAAGAACUGUGGCUUUGUCAACUUCGAGCGCCUGGAUAGUGCCAUUCAGGCGAGGUCGCUGCUCAACGGCAAGGAGAUCUUCCCCGGAGCAGGACCCGUGCGCAUUGGCUACGCCAAGGUUCCAGGGUCCUCUGCGUCGGGCACGCCGGGCGCAAAUGGCAUCCAGUCAUCCCCCACCCCGGACCCAAAUUUCAAGUCAAGUGCGGCUCCGUCGGACGUCAACGACAAAUUUGACGGUGCUGGCUCCCAUGUGCCCCAGAUUGCUCCCCUCGCAGAAUUGCACCCGGAGAUGGUGCAAAUCGUGAGAGAGUUUGGCGCCACCCAGGAAGACUGCAAUGCUAUCGAGUCUCAGAUCAAGAACGCCAUCGCUUUUACUGCUUUCCAGGAUGAAAUCCCUUCUGUUCCCGAACCCAGUCAGGCGCGGAUGUUUGAUGCUCCACGCCUGCGCGAUAUCCGGAAGCGGAUUGAUAACGGCGCUUGCUCCAUGCAAGAGAUUGAGGAGACGGCCAAUGGGAUGCUUCCUGAAAUCGCAGAGCUGGCCUCGGAUUACCUUGGCAAUACCGUGGUACAGAAACUGUUCGAAUACUGCUCCGAACAAACCAAGGAGCAGAUGCUCAUCCAGAUCGCGCCGCACCUGGCCGAAAUCGGGGUCCACAAGAAUGGAACUUGGGCUGCGCAGAAGAUCAUUGACGUGACCAAGGCACCCUCUCAGAUGAAGAUCAUCAUGGACGCCCUCAGACCAUAUACCGUUCCCCUGUUCUUGGAUCAAUACGGCAACUAUGUGCUCCAGUGCUGCCUGCGCUUUGGCAGCCCUUACGAUGAUUUCAUCUUCGAGACAAUGCUUUCUCGCAUGUGGGAGGUUGCUCAGGGAAGAUUCGGGGCUCGCGCCAUGCGCGCCUGUCUGGAGAGCCACCAUGCGACCAAGGACCAGCAGCGCAUGCUGGCCGCUGCCAUUGCCCUUCACAGUGUUCAACUGGCCACCAAUGCCAACGGUGCUCUCCUGCUCACUUGGUUCCUUGAUACCUGCACCUUCCCCCGCCGCCGCACGGUGCUCGCUCCUCGCUUAGUCCCGCAUCUGGUGCACCUCUGCACCCACAAGGUCGCAUAUCUGACGGUCCUCAAGGUCAUCAACCAACGUAAUGAGCCCGAGGCACGGGAGAUCGUGUUGAAGUCUUUGUUCUUCAGUCCCGGCGAUGAGGUGUUGGAGAAGAUCCUGAGUGAUCACUCCUCCGGUGCGACCCUUAUCUUCAAGGUCCUGACCACCCCCUUCUUUGACGAGUCAAUGCGCGCUGAAGUCGUCAAGACUGUUUGCAAGGUCUUGACUAAGCUCAAGGUCACCCCGAGCCAGGGAUACAAGCGGCUGAUGGAUGAGGUGGGUCUGUCCUCGCGGGGAGGCGCUCGCGACCACCAUGGUCGAGAGCAUACCCCUGGCGGCCACGGCCCGAAUGCGGAGAAACAGCUACAUCGUCCGAGCUCUCGCCAGGCCAACACGGCCUAUUCCCCCCAACAGGGUACGGAUAGACAGUAUGCUGCCAGUGGUCCAUUCCCCCCGAACGGGCUGGCGCAGAAUCUCGACGGCCCUCGCCCGAUGCCUUCGGAACCACAGGCUGCUCCUCCCUCUUCCUUUGAUCCGUAUGCGAUGAACCCAAUGAACGGGCUCGGUCAGCCUGCCGGCGGCGUGAGCGCCCUCGGCGGACUGGGUGCAGUCAAUGGGGCCGCCGGGUUCAGCCAGGAUCCGCUGCUUUCUCAGCAACAACUCCAGUAUCAAGCCUUCAUGGCCUCUCAGCCACGAGGUGUGUCGAGCGCGGUCUACCCUACCAUGACCGGGGCGAACUUCGGCUAUCCACCCACCGGGUCCGCCGCGUCCAUGGAUAGUUUACGCAACCUGCAGACCCAUGCACCUCCUCCCCUUAGCACCGCCGCCAGCCAGAUGAGCGCGGGCCCCAUGCUGAACCAGCCUGGCUAUGGGCCCCAGCAGCAAUUCAGUCCCGUUCUCAACCCGGCCCAGAUGUAUCAAUAUCCUCCGCAGUUUUACCCAACAACGCAGGUGCCACAGGGGCAGCCCGCUGGAGGACGGCGAGGACGGGUGAGUCAUUCCCAGCUGGGAGAUCCGUUGCGAUGAAGGGCGCAAACCAUCGAAAUGGACCAUCGCUAAUGUUCCUGUUCUUCUCGAUGUUACAGCGUUGAACGUUCCACCCUAUGAUCCCUUUUUUCUUAUAAUUUAUCCCAUGACUUCGCUUUCUUUACAUGUAUAAACUUUUUUU
Messenger RNA from Penicilliopsis zonata CBS 506.65, 4082 nucleotides. RefSeq lists its product as hypothetical. The transcript has 2 exons. The coding region runs from base 290 to 3940 and encodes 1216 amino acids. The record is from RefSeq and is a predicted model, not a curated record. NCBI's taxonomy places the organism in Eukaryota, Fungi, Ascomycota, Eurotiomycetes, Eurotiales, Aspergillaceae. Gene Ontology annotation, molecular function: RNA binding.